Messenger RNA from Mesocricetus auratus (golden hamster), 4915 nucleotides. RefSeq names its product phosphatidylinositol-4,5-bisphosphate 3-kinase catalytic subunit beta (gene Pik3cb). The coding region runs from base 311 to 3523 and encodes 1070 amino acids. Gene Ontology annotation, molecular function: 1-phosphatidylinositol-3-kinase activity; 1-phosphatidylinositol-4-phosphate 3-kinase activity. Gene Ontology annotation, biological process: phosphatidylinositol-3-phosphate biosynthetic process; phosphatidylinositol-mediated signaling; cell migration. The record is from RefSeq and is a predicted model, not a curated record. Gene Ontology annotation, cellular component: plasma membrane; cytoplasm; phosphatidylinositol 3-kinase complex. Lineage: Eukaryota; Metazoa; Chordata; Mammalia; Rodentia; Cricetidae. The transcript is spliced from 24 exons.
UGCUCCGUCGGGCGGUGCAGCGGCUGCGACGGAGCCGGCCAUGGUCGUGGGCGGUGGGCGGGUGUUACGCUGAGCCCCGAAGGCAGCAGGAGGCUGAGAGCCGGGCAUGCAGGUGCCGGAGCCGGGCGGGUGCGGCCGCGGGAGCUGCUGAUCGCGCUGCGGGAUCGGGAGCCGGUGGCGGCGCGCAGGGCAGUUUUUCUUCUAAUCGGAAAAGGUCUUCAUGAAUACUUCACUUUUAAACAUAAGUAAUUUCAUACAUUCCUAAAAGACUAAAAUGGGGGCUGUUGUUUUGAGGGCCCCGAGGUUAUGAAUGUGCUUCAGCUCUAUGAUGCCUCCUGCUAUGGCAGACAUCCUGGACAUCUGGGCAGUGGACUCACAGAUCGCUUCCGAUGGCGCCAUAUCUGUGGAUUUCCUUCUGCCCACUGGGAUUUAUAUCCAGUUGGAAGUACCCCGGGAAGCUACCAUUUCUUAUAUUAAACAGAUGUUAUGGAAGCAAGUUCACAAUUACCCAAUGUUUAACCUCCUUAUGGACAUUGACUCCUACAUGUUUGCGUGUGUGAAUCAGACUGCUGUAUAUGAGGAACUUGAAGAUGAAACUCGAAGACUUUGUGAUGUCAGACCUUUUCUUCCAGUUCUAAAACUAGUGACUAGAAGUUGUGACCCAGCAGAAAAAUUGGACUCAAAAAUUGGAGUCCUUAUAGGAAAAGGUCUUCAUGAAUUUGAUGCCUUGAAGGAUCCUGAAGUUAAUGAAUUUAGAAGAAAAAUGCGCAAAUUCAGUGAGGACAAGAUUCAGUCCCUAGUGGGGUUGUCUUGGAUUGACUGGCUAAAGCAUACAUAUCCACCAGAGCAUGAGCCGUCUGUCCUGGAGAACUUGGAAGAUAAACUGUAUGGAGGGAAGCUGAUUGUGGCUGUGCAUUUUGAAAAUAGCCAGGAUGUAUUUAGUUUUCAAGUGUCUCCCAAUUUGACUCCUAUAAAAAUAAAUGAAUUGGCAAUCCAGAAACGCUUGACUAUUCACGGAAAGGAAGAUGAAGUUAGCCCCUAUGACUGUGUAUUACAAGUCAGCGGGAGAGUGGAGUAUGUAUUCGGAGAGCAUCCUCUGAUUCAGUUCCAGUACAUCCGGAACUGUGUAAUGAAUAGGACCCUGCCCCAUUUCAUCCUUGUGGAAUGUUGUAAGAUCAAGAAGAUGUAUGAGCAAGAAAUGAUUGCCAUAGAGGCUGCCAUCAACCGAAACUCAUCCAACCUUCCUCUCCCUUUACCACCAAAGAAAACACGAGUUAUUUCUCAUGUCUGGGACAACAACAACCCUUUCCAGAUUGUCUUGGUGAAAGGAAAUAAGCUUAACACAGAAGAAACGGUGAAAGUUCAUGUCAGAGCUGGUCUUUUUCAUGGAACUGAGCUCCUGUGUAAAACUGUCGUCAGCUCGGAGAUAUCAGGAAAAAAUGAUCAUAUUUGGAAUGAACAGCUGGAAUUUGAUAUUAAUAUUUGUGACUUACCAAGAAUGGCUCGAUUAUGUUUUGCUGUUUACGCUGUUUUGGAUAAAGUAAAAACGAAGAAAUCAACAAAAACUAUUAAUCCCUCUAAAUAUCAGACCAUCAGGAAAGCUGGGAAAGUGCAUUAUCCCGUAGCAUGGGUAAAUACGAUGGUUUUUGACUUCAAAGGACAGCUGAGGUCUGGAGACAUCAUAUUGCACAGCUGGUCUUCGUUCCCUGAUGAGCUGGAAGAAAUGCUGAAUCCCAUGGGCACUGUGCAGACGAACCCAUAUGCUGAAAAUGCAACUGCCUUGCACAUUAAGUUUCCAGAGAAUAAAAAGCAGCCUUAUUAUUACCCUCCCUUCGAUAAGAUCAUUGAGAAGGCAGCUGAGAUUGCCAGCGGUGACAGUGCUAAUGUGUCAAGUCGAGGUGGAAAAAAAUUUCUUGCUGUACUGAAAGAAAUCUUGGACAGAGACCCCCUGUCUCAGCUGUGUGAGAAUGAAAUGGAUCUUAUUUGGACUCUGCGGCAAGACUGCCGAGAGAAUUUCCCACAGUCACUGCCGAAACUACUCCUGUCAAUCAAGUGGAAUAAGCUUGAAGAUGUUGCUCAGCUUCAGGCACUCCUGCAGAUUUGGCCCAAACUGCCGCCCAGGGAAGCCCUGGAGCUCCUGGAUUUCAACUAUCCAGACCAGUAUGUCCGGGAAUAUGCUGUUGGUUGCCUGCGACAAAUGAGUGAUGAAGAACUCUCUCAGUAUCUUUUACAGUUGGUGCAAGUUUUGAAAUAUGAGCCUUUUCUUGAUUGUGCCCUGUCUAGAUUCUUAUUAGAAAGAGCACUUAAUAACCGGAGGAUUGGGCAGUUUCUGUUUUGGCAUCUUAGGUCAGAAGUGCAUAUUCCCGCCGUGUCCGUACAGUUUGGUGUCAUCCUAGAAGCAUACUGUCGAGGAAGUGUAGGGCACAUGAAAGUGCUUUCCAAGCAGGUUGAAGCACUCAAUAAGUUAAAAACUUUAAAUAGCUUAAUCAAAUUGAAUGCAAUGAAACUUAACAGAGCGAAAGGAAAGGAGGCCAUGCACACGUGCUUAAAACAGAAUGCUUACCGGGAGGCCCUUUCUGACCUGCAGUCACCGCUGAACCCAUGUGUCAUCCUCUCAGAGCUCUAUGUUGAAAAGUGCAAAUACAUGGACUCUAAGAUGAAGCCCUUGUGGUUGGUCUAUAACAACAGAGCUUUUGGAGAGGACUCAGUUGGAGUGAUCUUUAAAAACGGUGACGAUUUGCGGCAGGACAUGCUGACGCUGCAGAUGCUACGCCUGAUGGAUCUGCUCUGGAAAGAGGCGGGUUUGGACCUUCGGAUGCUUCCCUAUGGCUGCUUAGCAACAGGAGAUCGCUCUGGCCUCAUUGAGGUGGUGAGCACCUCUGAGACAAUCGCUGAUAUUCAGCUGAACAGUAGCAACGUGGCUGCCACAGCAGCCUUCAACAAAGACGCACUCCUGAACUGGCUUAAGGAGUACAAUUCUGGGGAUGACCUGGACCGAGCAAUUGAGGAGUUCACUCUGUCCUGUGCUGGCUACUGUGUAGCUUCUUAUGUCCUUGGCAUUGGUGACAGGCAUAGUGACAACAUCAUGGUGAAAAAAACUGGCCAGCUCUUCCACAUAGAUUUUGGACAUAUUCUUGGGAAUUUCAAAUCUAAAUUCGGCAUUAAAAGAGAGCGAGUACCUUUUAUUCUUACUUAUGACUUCAUUCAUGUGAUUCAACAAGGAAAAACAGGAAAUACAGAAAAGUUUGGCAGGUUUCGCCAGUGCUGUGAAGACGCCUACCUGAUUUUACGGCGGCAUGGGAACCUCUUCAUCACCCUCUUUGCCCUGAUGCUGACUGCAGGGCUUCCUGAGCUCACAUCAGUCAAAGACAUACAGUAUCUUAAGGACUCUCUUGCCUUAGGAAAGAGUGAAGAAGAAGCACUCAAACAAUUUAAGCAAAAGUUUGACGAGGCGCUCAGGGAAAGCUGGACUACCAAGGUGAACUGGAUGGCUCACACAGUUCGCAGAGACUACAGGUCUUAGCACCGGCCUUGACUCCUAUGGACUUGUCCGUUUGCUUCCUUUCAUUUUGCACUUGCACUAAACUGAACAUGACCCUGCCAGAAAUGCAAAGGGAAUCCUGAAACUCAGAGCGAAAUCAAGAACAAGGUCUCCCACAGAGCCUAAUCUGAACCCCCUGUGAUGCCCACCCUCUGUUUCUCGAAUGCUUCCAAGACUCACCAUGAGUAUUGUCAACAGCAUGGAGGACCCUUUCCUGCUGAUCUUGCACGUGAGGAAUGCUACCAGGGACUGUGUGGGAUUUUUUUUUUUUCCUUCAGUAUUUGGUACUUUACCAGAGAGGUGUAAAUACUUCUUUUCAGUGUUGUGACCAAGUACUGCCACUCAGCCAACAACUUACCAUUACAUUUGGGGGCUGGGAGCUGUUGUGACUGUCCAAACGAGGCUUCAAAGAAAGGUAUCUCCCUUCCUUUUUAAAUUAUGUAAGCUACAAAUUACAUUGAUUAUGUUGAACUUAUUAUUUUUCAAAGGAAAUAUUUUAAAUCUGUGAAAACUCACUAAUUUUGUUAAUAUUUAUCUAUCAUGAUAGCAUCAUUCCAGCCAGACUUGCUGAGAAUCUAUUGGUGGGGCAAAUAUAAUAUAUAUACAUAUGCUGCAUAUAUAUUUAUAAAAUUUCUAGUGGGAGUUCUAUAUAAAAAGAUGUUUCUUUGGUAUUCUUCAGCCUGUGUUUUAAAGUUUUACAAAAGCAGAGCUUUUGCCUAAGUUACUUUGCAAUUAACUGUGGACCCAGCUCUUCCGUCUGCUUCAAUACUAAGGCGUACACGAAUGCAGUUUCUCUAUGUAGCUCUGUGAGUUCAUUUCAUAGAACACAAUACUUGAGCAGACAGAGCCAAGGAAGUGAGCAAAUGAAAAGGAAUCUAUUUAUGGAAUAAACUUCAAACCUAAAUUUCAGUAUUUUAGUAAUAUGCCAGCUGUUCUUACUGUAUUUAUUAAAAUGUAUAAAUAAUGUGAUUUUUUUUCCAAUGGUAUUAGUUCAGAUUGAAGUGGAUUCAUGCCACGUGGAAAUCUUUAAUUUAUUUGUUGAGGUACCAUAUAGUUAGGGUGCUAGGUGACAAGUAAUGUUAACAUGUGCAAUAGGAACUACUGGUUUGGUGUGUAAAUGGAUGCUCCUUCUGAGUAAUGGCGGAGUGCUCGCCUUCGCAGCACACAGCCUCAGUACUGUCAAGGUCCAGCAGAACUACUGCUUCUUCUCCAAAGAGAAUGGGAGCCCUCAAUCCUCAGUGACACAGGAAAGACAACUGAGUGCUUGCCCUGUGACUUCAGUUUUCUAUAGGAAAUUUAUUAAAGAUUGUUUAAUUUUGUUGUCCUUCUUAAUGUUCUCUGUCAAAUAAACGGGUGGUUUCGGCUGUUCGGGGA